Molecule: messenger RNA, 2903 nt
Organism: Cynocephalus volans (Philippine flying lemur)
Lineage: Eukaryota; Metazoa; Chordata; Mammalia; Dermoptera; Cynocephalidae
Gene: DDHD1
Product: DDHD domain containing 1
Exons: 14
Coding region: 1-2802 (933 amino acids)
Cellular component (GO): cytoplasm
Molecular function (GO): glycerophospholipase activity; metal ion binding
Source: RefSeq, a predicted model, not a curated record
AUGAAUUACCCGGGCCGCGGGUCCCCGCGCAGCCCCGAGCAAAACGGCCGGGGCGGCGGCGCCUGGGAGCUGGGCUCGGAUGCGGGGACGGCGUUGAGCGGCAGCGUCUGCUUCUUCGAGCACCUGCCCGGCGGAGACCUGGGCGACGGCGACGUGCCCCUGGCCCUACUGCGCAGAGACUCCGGGCUGCACUUGGCGCCGGGCGCCGAGGACCACAGCCACCACUUGGCGCUGGACCCCUGCCUCAGUGACGAGAACUAUGACUUCAGCUCCACGGAGUCGGGCUCCUCGUUGCGCUACUACAGCGAGGGCGAGAGCGGCGGCGGCGGCAGCUCCUCGUCGCUGCACCCACCGCAGCAGCCGCCGCUGGCUCCGACGAACUCCGGGGGUGGCGGGGCGGUGGGAGGGGGCCCCGGGGAAAGGAAGCGCACCCGGUCCGCCGGCCCGGCCGCCCGGCACCGCUACGAGGUGGUGACGGAGCUGGGCCCAGAGGAGGUGCGCUGGUUCUACAAGGAGGACAAGAAGACCUGGAAGCCCUUCAUCGGCUACGACUCGCUUCGCAUCGAGCUCGCCUUCCGGACCCUGCUGCAGGCCGCGGGUGCCCGGCCCCAGGCCGAGGACCGCGACGGCGAGCAUGUGUGCGGCCCGUCCUCCCCCGCGGGCCCGGCCUUCAGCUCCGGGGAAGACGACGAGGACCGCGCCUGCGGCUUCUGCCCGCGCUCGGAGGGGCACGAGCCUGAGAUGGUAGAGCUGGUGAACAUCGAGCCAGUGUGCGUGCGGGGCGGCCUCUAUGAGGUGGAUGUGACCCAAGGAGAGUGCUACCCGGUGUACUGGAACCAGGCUGAUAAAAUACCAGUAAUGCGUGGACAGUGGUUUAUUGAUGGUACUUGGCAGCCUCUAGAAGAAGAGGAAAGUAAUUUAAUUGAGCAAGAACAUCUCAAUCGUUUUAGGGGUCAGCAGAUGCAGGAAACUUUUGAUAUUGUGUCAAAAUCCAUAGAUGGAAAAGAUGUUGUCCACCACCUCCCUCCCUUCUCCCUCCCUUCUCUGUUCAAAUGGAGAGGAUAUAAGGAGAGUACAGAUGCCGCAGGUCUUAAGCGCAAGCGUUCCCAAGCUAUUCAUAGCUUCAAGUUGAGUCGAAACCAUGUGGACUGGCACAGUGUGGAUGAAGUAUAUCUUUACAGUGACGCAACAACAUCUAAAAUUGCAAGAACAGUUACUCAAAAACUGGGAUUUUCUAAAGCAUCAAGUAGUGGGACCAGACUUCAUAGAGGUUAUGUAGAAGAAGCCACAUUAGAAGAUAAGCCAUCACAAACUACCCAUAUUGUAUUUGUUGUGCAUGGCAUUGGGCAGAAAAUGGACCAAGGAAGAAUUAUCAAAAAUACUGCCAUGAUGAGAGAGGCUGCAAGAAAAAUAGAAGAAAGACAUUUUUCCAACCAUGCAACACAUGUUGAAUUUCUGCCUGUUGAAUGGCGGUCAAAACUUACUCUUGAUGGAGACACCGUUGAUUCCAUUACUCCUGACAAAAUACGGGGUUUACGGGAUAUGUUGAACAGCAGUGCAAUGGAUAUAAUGUAUUAUACUAGCCCACUUUAUAGAGAUGAACUAGUUAAAGGCCUUCAGCAAGAGCUGAAUCGAUUAUAUUCCCUUUUCUGUUCUCGGAAUCCAGACUUUGAAGAAAAAGGGGGUAAAGUCUCAAUAGUGUCACAUUCCUUGGGAUGUGUAAUCACUUAUGACAUAAUGACUGGCUGGAAUCCAGUUCGACUUUAUGAACAGUUGCUGCAGAAGGAAGAAGAAUUGCCUGAUGAACGAUGGAUGAGCUACAAAGAACGACAUCUUCUCGAUGAACUCUAUAUAACAAAACAACGGCUGAGGGAAAUAGAAGAACGGCUACAUGGAUUGAAGGCAUCAUCUAUGACACAAACACCUGCCUUAAAAUUUAAGGUUGAGAACUUUUUCUGUAUGGGAUCCCCACUAGCAGUGUUUUUGGCGUUGCGUGGCAUCCGCCCAGGAAACACCGGAAGUCAAGACCAUAUUUUGCCUAGAGAGAUUUGUAACCGGUUACUGAAUAUUUUUCAUCCUACAGAUCCAGUGGCUUAUAGGUUAGAACCAUUAAUACUGAAACACUACAGCAACAUUUCACCUGUCCAGAUCCACUGGUACAACACUUCAAAUCCUCUACCUUAUGAGCAUAUGAAGCCAAGCUUACUCAACCCAGCAAAAGAACCUACCUCAAUUUUAGAGAAUGAAGGCAUUUCAACUAUGCCAAGCCCUGUGACCUCACCAGUCUUGUCCCGCCGACACUAUGGGGAAUCUAUAACGAAUAUAGGCAAAGCAAGCAUAUUAGGGGCUGCUAGCAUUGGAAAGGGACUUGGAGGAAUGUUGUUCUCAAGAUUUGGACGUUCAUCUGCAUCACAGCCAUCUGAGACAUCAAAAGACUCAAUGGAAGAUGAGAAGAAGCCAGUUGCCCCGCCUCCUACUACAACUGUGGCAACACAGACCCUUCCACACAGCAGUUCUGGCUUUCUUGAUUCUGCAUAUUUCAGACUUCAGGAAUCGUUCUUUAAUCUCCCACAACUUCUUUUUCCGGAAAAUGUAAUACAGAAUAAAGAUAAUACCCUCGUGGAACUGGAUCACAGGAUUGAUUUUGAACUCAGAGAAGGCCUUGUGGAGAGCCGCUACUGGUCAGCCGUCACGUCACACACUGCCUACUGGUCGUCCUUGGAUGUUGCCCUCUUUCUUUUAACCUUCAUGUACAAACAUGAGCACGAUAAUGAUGCAAAACCCAGCUUAGAUCCAGUCUGAACUCUUGAAGGACAUUAUGGCCCAAAACUGAUUUUUUUUUCUGUUAAAAUGUGUGUCAAGAUAUGGAGAUAUCAGGGUUAAGAAUGUUUCAGUUUUGUUUA